This is a messenger RNA of Symbiodinium sp. CCMP2592, 3483 nucleotides long. The record is from the annotation of a GenBank genome assembly. NCBI's taxonomy places the organism in Eukaryota, Dinophyceae, Suessiales, Symbiodiniaceae.
AUGGCAGUCACAGAGGCAGAGAUGCGUGAGAGAGUCAACAGUGUCGAUGCCGAUCUGCAAUAUGUAUUGCAGGAGGCCGGGGCAUCACUCGCCACACAGUAUGCAGUUUGCAACGUGCACAGCACACUUCGCAGAUUCCAGGCUAUCGCUGAUGAUCGUGCAGGUUCGCGCACGGCUGCGAACACAGACUUUGGAGUGCCAAGAGACACGCCUGCAGGGCGUCAGCAAACGGCUGCUAUAGUGGCAGCGUGGGAACUUGCAAAAGAGAUUAGCUCCAAAGAAAUUGAACUCCGGGCGGAGGCCCGUGCACUCAAUCAGCCCAGGAUCUUGCAGACCCAGGAAAGGCAGGCCAUGCUGCGCGCGGUUUCGGCCGCCUAUGGCAAGCUCAACGAGGCCGAAACACCUAGUGCAGAGUACUUGGCUUUGAAAGCAGAGGAGACCGAGCAGAAUGAGCCGACUGCGGCACAGCUUGAUACUAUCACUUCGAAGCGAGAUUCUCAAACAGCCACCAUCCAGUCUAGUGUUGAUCCUGCUGGACAUUUGCGCAUCACGAAAACCAAGCAGAAAGUCGAGAUGCCUCAAAACUCUGAAGCUUACCGGAGAGUCUUGAAGAUUGAGGGUUACUCUUGGUUGGCAAUGCAGUCCAGGUAUAAAUCUAAGACUUGGCUUCAGGGCUUGACGAUGGCAGAUUUCACCAAGUUCGUCGACUACAUUCUCGGCGAGCGGGUCGCGGGCCUCAGAUUGGAGCAGGCCACGGGCUACGACAGUAGCCACAAUGCACUCUUCCGACCCCCAUGGGGGAUCGUGCUUCGCUAUGAGUACAAGUUGAGGAAAGAAGCUUUCAGGCUAGUGAAUGAUGAAGGUCAGACGCUUCAAGAUGCUUUGGCAGCCGUGACUAAGGAUACCGAGCUUAAAGAAGUUCAUUUUGCAUACCUUGCUUUGCAGCCUGGGGUCAGCGAGUGCAGGGGAUACGAGUUUCACAAUCCUGACUUGAUGACUGAUCGGUUUUGGGAUUCGAUUCUGCAGUGCUUGUGCCAGGGAGAUUGGAUUUUCUUGGCAAGCCCGCCACUUGAAACGAUGUCGCGGGCCAGGCAUAAACGGCCAGGGCCGGCCCCACUCAGGUCGGAAUCCUGGCCCACAGGUUUUCCAUGGUUGUCAGACGACAAUAGAAUUAAAGUUGAGAAGGCAAAUUCCUUGUUCCAGCGAUGUGUAGAAGCUGCAUCCGCCUGUGCAUCCGCAGGAGGCUGCUUUGUGCUUGAGAGCCCUGAGGAUUUGGGUGCCACCAAGGACGGUGAGCGGCCAGCGUCAUUUUGGCAGUUGCCUCAGGUGCGCGACUUGCAAGUCCAGCAUAAUGCCACAACUUGGGCAUACUUCCGUUGUGCGUUCGGUGCACCCACUGCUAAGCCCAGCCGCUUCCUGUGUAAUUCCGAGAAACUAAAACAUCAGCUGCCACCAAACAGCGUUUGGCCCACAUUCGAUGCGGAAGGCUGCUACACGGGCCCGCUUCCACCUCGCUGCCCUCACAGCCAUCAUCCGAAGCCUUUGGUAGGUCGCCAAGGUCGUAAUUGGAAUACGGCCUCCUCUGUCGAGUGGCCGACAGCUCUGUGUGAUUACCUCUUGCAUUCCAUCCUUCCUUCGGUGCUGCGCACAGGGGGGGACGCAGGAAGGAAUGCUGGCCCACCAGAGGGUCCCUCCGUUUCGGUUUCCCCGGCUGCUAGUGGUUUAGGCCCUCAGGCAGAUAGUGGUUUAGGCCCCGAUUCUUCGGAAGCACAUGCCCACAACGCCGAGGCUUUAGCUUGUGAGAUCCUUUCGAAAGGCGAGGCGCCCCGCGCCGAGGACAUCAUUCGCUUGUACGAAGCUUUGCCGAAGGAGGUGUCAGCCCGUGACCCUGAGGGCCGCAUCCCGAGCUCCUUCUCCACGGGUGCCUACAACAAGGGAGGCUUGACAGGCCUGAGGAAGGCAUGCCACGAUUUCCCGCUGGCCACCAAGUGCUUGGUCCGUUUUGUUCGAAGCAUGCGUCCUUUCCAUCCUUUCAGCACCAUCAGCAUUUACGACAAUGUGUGCACUGCCCUCCAUAAGGACAGCCGCAAUGCUUGCUGCGAGAACUUGAUAAUCCCUCUUACCCAGUUUUCUGGGGGCGAGUUGUGGAUGCAACAAGACCAGGGUGCUACACCUCAGAUCUUUGGGGGCUCUGAAGUGUUUGGGACGGCAGUGCCGAUUCCCCCAGAAGGCUUGUGCUUCGAUGCUCGUGGCAUCUUGCAUUGCACUAUGCCUUGGAAGGGCCGCCGACUGAUUGCCGUCGCAUUCACGGUGUCGAAGACUGAGGAGCUGAAGAAAUCGGAUGCGCAGCUUCUUGAGGACCUUGGAAUCAAUUGCCCUUCCGCAAGCCAGUUGACAGGGAGGACCUUGGAUGCCGGGGAGCUGUCAUCGACGGAGAGCUCUGAGUCGGAACACCCGUCUGGUGGCAAGGACCAGCAAGCAGACGAUGUCUUCAGACCAGAGCUUUGUGGCAACUUCGGAAACCCCUUGAUGCUGGAGUGGGACGGGAGAGAGUCGCCUAUCACUGACGGCUAUGGCCUUUGUUCUCCAACGCGUUGGCAUCCUGCCUCCCGUGGAGCAUCGCUACCAGAGAAAUCAAAGGACCUGUCGAGACGCUUGAAUGGCUUGGUGCAGCAAUUUGUCGCAGAGCAGGUGCCAGAUUGCCAGUUGCUGGCACUCAAGUUGGCCACCGGACAGAUUCUGGAAUCGCCUUUCGAGGAGGGUGCAAUGCGACGCCUUCGCGAGGACUGGGCUGCACUUGUAUGUGAGACGGAUGGAGCCAAACACGAAGGUUUGCUGGAAGUUCCUGAUCCUCAGCCUUUCUACCUUCGGACAGAUGCAAAGUGUGCCGACGGAUUCGUCGUGUUGGCCGGUUGGGAGCUAAGUGAUGACACCAAAAGUUCAAAAUGGUUUUCGCUGCGCUUGACACCGAGUGACGCACCAUACUUGUUUGAUCAGGAGGGGAAAUCACAAUGGGCAUCAGGCUCAGCAGAACUGCUGGCAACAUUGGCGGCCCUUCACGUCUUCGGAUACUUGACCGCCUCUGUGGACAGAAAGGAACUGGACGUCGAGUGCGCGGCGGACACAGACAAUCAGGGCAACUCGAGAUUGCUCAAGAAGGGGUCCUCAACCAAGUGGCCCCUGAUGUUGAUCAACAUGCAGUUGUCUGAUUUGCUUCUUCGCUCUUCCUUGAAGCUCCUCCUACGGUGGAGGCCACGCGAUGAGAAUCAGUACGCAGACCAGCUUACGAAUGAGAUUUUCUCUAACUUCUCGGACGAACAUCGCAUUGCAUGCACAUACUCGGAUUUGCCUCUUGCGCUCCUGCAUCAGUUGUGGGAGACAAAAGAAAGCUUCGACUCAGCACGAAGGGCUCAGGCCGUGCUUCAGCAGGAUGCCUCGGGGCAUCGUCCUCAGAAGAGGAAGGCAGAGAAAACACCUUGGUAG